Nematolebias whitei (Rio pearlfish) is the source of this 2984-nucleotide messenger RNA. It is a transcript of the gene adar, whose product is annotated as adenosine deaminase RNA specific. Gene Ontology annotation, cellular component: cytoplasm; nucleolus. The record is from RefSeq and is a predicted model, not a curated record. Gene Ontology annotation, molecular function: double-stranded RNA adenosine deaminase activity; tRNA-specific adenosine deaminase activity; double-stranded RNA binding. NCBI's taxonomy places the organism in Eukaryota, Metazoa, Chordata, Actinopteri, Cyprinodontiformes, Rivulidae. The coding region runs from base 1 to 2040 and encodes 679 amino acids. Gene Ontology annotation, biological process: adenosine to inosine editing; RNA processing. The transcript is spliced from 13 exons.
AUGGGUAAGCCCCUGCCUGUGGUCAAACUCAUCUUUCAUGCUUCUGGCUCAGUUGAAAACACAGGAUCCAAUAGUAUCGAAGGGACAGUAGAGGGCCCUCGCCAGCCUCUGUCCCGGUCUCUGCCUGGUGGGAAGAAUCCGGUCUCUGUCCUGAUGGAGUACAGUCAGCGCAGUGGGAAUCCCAUUGAAUUUCUCAACACUGGGCAGGCUGGUCCACCACAUGAUCCAAGGUUCAUGUUCAGGGUGAAGGUUGGAGAGAAUUUGUUUUCAGAGGCCUCGGCUCCGAGCAAGAAGGCGGCCCGUCAGCUGGCAGCAGAGGAAGCAGUCAAAGAACUCAUGGCUGAUGGAAAACUGCAGCUCAACAAGCCUCAGCUGCCCCUCAUUCCUUCCUUUGAUGAUGACGGGAGUGCUUCUAAGACACCCUGUCCCUCUCUGCCUCCUUUGACUGAAAAUGAGUUGCGAGCAGCCCAUGAAGCAGGAGUCGGGGACCUCAUCAAUCACCUGAACAACAACGCAGUGUCCGGCCUCCUUGAGUAUGCUAGAGCUCGGGGCUUUGCUGCAGAGAUCCGCCUGGUGAGCCAGUCUGGGCCACCACAUGAGCCGAAGUUCACUUACCAGGCGAAGCUGGGCGGUCGCUGGUUUCCUCCAGUUUGUGCCUCCAACAAGAAACAGGGAAAGCAGGAAGCAGCCGAUGCCGCUUUAAGGGUUUUGAUCGGAGAAGCUGAGAUAGCAGCACGAACUGGAGAGCUUAUCCCAAACGAGCUACCGGUGAGCGGCAGCACUCUGCACGACCAGAUAGCGAUGUUGAGCCACCAGCGUUUCAACGCCCUGACCACACGGAUCCAGCACAGCCUUCUCGGGCGCAAGAUUCUGGCCACCAUUGUCAUGAGGAAGGGGGAGGGCCUGGGGACUGUCGUCAGCCUUGGAACAGGAAAUCGUUGUGUCAAAGGGGAGGAGCUGAGCCUUAAAGGGGAGACGGUCAAUGAUUGCCAUGCUGAAAUCAUCUCCAGAAGGGGUUUUAUUCGGUUUCUGUACGGCGAGCUGCUCAGGCACUAUGAUGGAGCAGACGACAGCAUAUUCGAGCCGGCGGAAGACGGCAAACUCGAGAUCAAACCUGACAUUACCUUCCACCUCUACAUCAGCACGGCACCUUGCGGGGAUGGCGCUCUGUUCGAUAAGUCAUGCAGUGAGACGGGAGAUGAAGUUCAGGGCCACCAGCCUCUGUUUGAGAAUGUAAAGCAGGGCAAGCUUCGUACUAAAGUGGAGAAUGGUGAGGGGACCAUCCCAGUGGAGUCAAGUGCCAUUGUUCCCACCUGGGACGGCAUCCAGCAUGGCGAAAGGCUGCGCACCAUGAGCUGCAGCGAUAAGAUUCUGCGCUGGAACGUGCUGGGCCUGCAGGGGGCGCUGCUCUCCCAUUUCUUGCAUCCCAUCUACCUGAAGUCCAUCACUCUUGGCUAUCUUUACAGCCACGGUCACCUGACACGUGCUGUCUGCUGCCGGCUGGCCAGAGACAGUGAAGCCUUUUCCAGCAGUCUCCCACCCUCCUUCAAACUGAACCACCCCGAGGUGGGCAGAGUGAGCGUGUACGACUCCACGCGCCACACAGGCAAGACCAAGGAGUCCAGUGUGAACUGGUGCCUUCAGGACCAGCACAAUGUGGAGGUACUGGACGGGACGAAAGGAAAACUGGAUGGGAACAAACAGGCCAUGUCUCGGGUGACCAAGUCCAACCUCUUCUGUUUGUUCCGCGCUCUGUGCCAGAGGUGUGGCCGCUCCGACCUCCUCUGCCUGUCCUCCUACGCCCAGGCCAAGAUGUCGGCCAUGCCCUUCCAAUUCGCCAAGCAGCAGUUCUUUAAGUCUCUCAGCGACCACGGCUACGGAGCCUGGAUCAGCAAGCCGAUGGAGGAGAAGAGCUUUGAGGCGACAGAGGGAAACAGAAACAACACGUGCCUCCCGUUGGGGUACGGAAACGGUAAAAGAGAAGAAGCAAUGGAGUGCAAGGAAGAGGUGCAGAUCAGCACAGGCUUCUUUACUCAAUGAAAUAUGUGGGGGAAGACAAGUAGAAAGCAGGGGCCGAUUAAAGGGCUGUACAUGUCAUAAAGGAGAAGAACAAUCAAAGAAUGAAAAGUCAGUGGCCAGAAAUGUGUCUUCUGAUGGAACUUGGUUGAAGGCUGCAGAGAGAGGGAUAGAAAAGGGACAGGAAAUGUCAAGGGCAGCGCUCGCAAUACGAGAGGUCUCAGGACAGAGCUGGGGAGAACUCCACUGGCUGUAAACACUACAUACAAAGUUAAUUUUUGACAUCAAUAAUCUUCAUGUCAAACAGUUGCACGGCUUCAUCGCAACAGUUUGUAAACCAUUAGUUUGUCUUUUGUUGACAAAACCGUUCGUCUCGCUCAACUUUUCUUUAAACUCCAGGUUCUAUUUUAGUGUUUCCAGUGUUGUGAAUGUUUAAAUUUAAAAAGGAGCAUUUGUGAGCAUCGCAAAUGCAAACCGGACCAAAGAGUUCUGUUCGUAUCAGGCUGCAGUUUGUUUUUAUUUUGCUGCCGGAGCUCAGGCGUGUCUGCCAUCAGUUUCAAAGUUUCCUGCCAAUUUAAAGGUUUUUAAAACAACAACAACAACUGCAUGAAUCACUUCAAAAUUUAGGCGACUUAAAUCGUUCUACAAUGGUAGAAAUUCACUUUGGUCUUGCUCAGAAUUAAAGUUAGCUUGUCAGUCUAUUGGAAUACAUGCCAGUUAUCAUUUAUAAAAAGUUUGACCCAAACUGGGAGCAAUUAGUGAAGAUAUUCAAGAGUCUUCAGGACUUACUGGUGUGGCUGUCUGCUGUUUCUUCGGAUAUGUCUGUGAAGUUGUGAACUCAGACGCUGACGGGGUCUUUGUCGAGCUAAUCUUUUUAAUGUUGGAGCGUUGUUCUUUAGGCGUGACUCUUAAUCAAUAUUUAAAUAAAUAUGUUUGUCUGGUUUCUAUGGAAGAGGAUGAGGGCCACA